GUGUUUGUCAUGAGUGUUGACUGUGAAUCUCUGUGUCCAAUUUAAUUAAGUCAUCAAUUUUUCUAAGAAAACAAAACAUACAUUUUUUUUAUUUUCGAAAUUUUGCAUUUAAAUUUAACGAAAUUUGUAGUUGCAUUAAGUUUUCCAAACGAAAAAAAAUAAUAAUAGUUAACCAAAAAGUAUUGUGUAUAGUGGUUUUUUUUUUUAUUAUACGGGGAUCAAAAAAAGCGAGACAGCAAUAAAAGAAGGAAUUCACACACACAAAAAAAAAGAAAAAAAUCGACGGCAAAGCUUUCUUGCAAGUAAUGUGGUGUUUUUCAUGCGACUUUGCUUCAACUAAUACAGAACCAAUGGCGGCCAUCCGCAAAAAAUUAGUUAUCGUGGGAGACGGUGCCUGUGGUAAAACUUGCCUAUUAAUCGUGUUUAGCAAAGAUCAAUUCCCAGAAGUGUAUGUACCAACAGUAUUUGAGAAUUAUGUGGCCGAUAUUGAAGUCGAUGGAAAGACGGUGGAACUGGCCCUGUGGGAUACCGCUGGUCAAGAAGACUACGACAGGCUUCGACCUCUCAGUUAUCCAGAUACAAAUGUCAUUCUAAUGUGCUUUUCUGUCGAUUCACCGGAUUCGUUAGAAAAUAUACCAGAGAAAUGGACACCCGAAGUUAAACAUUUCUGCCCAAAUGUUCCAAUCAUUUUAGUCGGUAACAAGAAAGAUCUUCGAAGUGAUCCAAACACAAUUAAGGAAUUGGCAAAAAUGAAGCAAGAACCAGUCAAGCCAGAGGAAGGUCGCGCCAUGGCUGAAAAAAUUAAUGCAUUCGCAUAUUUAGAGUGUUCGGCAAAAUCGAAAGAGGGUGUUCGUGAAGUAUUCGAAACAGCAACACGGGCUGCAUUACAAGUUAAAAAGAAGAAGAAGGCACGAUGUAAUUUACUCUAAAAGAGUUGCACAUGGAAAACAUAUACUUUUUUUUGUCUUUUUUUUUUGAAAUUAACACAUACAACAAGAUUUUAUAAAAUAACAUUAAAAAAAGAGAAAAAAAAAAACAAGAACAACAACGUAUUUACAACAAAAUCAGAUCCAACAACAACAACAAAAAACAAAGGACUUGUGUUAUGUGUCAAUAUAUGAGCGACAAAAUGGUUAAAAGGGAAUUUUAAAACAGAAAUAGAAGAAAAAUUGAUGAAAAAGAUAAAAACGAUGAGGAAGAGUAUAGAAAACAAAUUUGUCAACAACAUCAACUGGCAACAAUAACACUGAGAGUGUAGUGCUAAAUAGAGUAAAUUAUAUUGUCGUGGAAUAGAAGAAGAAAAAAAAACGAAG
This is a messenger RNA of Contarinia nasturtii (swede midge), 1313 nucleotides long. It is a transcript of the gene Rho1, whose product is annotated as ras-like GTP-binding protein Rho1. NCBI's taxonomy places the organism in Eukaryota, Metazoa, Arthropoda, Insecta, Diptera, Cecidomyiidae. Gene Ontology annotation, molecular function: GTPase activity; GTP binding. Gene Ontology annotation, biological process: cell migration; small GTPase-mediated signal transduction. The record is from RefSeq and is a predicted model, not a curated record. The transcript is spliced from 6 exons. The coding region runs from base 306 to 929 and encodes 207 amino acids.